GCCAUGCAUCCACGACGCGUACUUAAGCACGCACACCCCCACUUGCUAUUUCGUGCACUCAACACCGUAACGGCCAGCGAUCGCAACACUGGUUAUCUACCCGGCUCUGCCAUGGCUCAAGAAGUAGUGACGUUCAACGUCUUGUCGGACUCGUACGCGACGUUCAUCUCGACUCUACGUAACAAGUUGCCCGGCCCUAAUGCAGACAUGGUGGGCGAGAAGAAGGGGAAACAGCGGCCUGUGCUCGCCAAGCAGACCGGCGCCGACAAGCCGCCGCCGAGAUGGAUCCACGUCGAGCUGAAAGGCAAGGGCGGCGCGGCGCCCAAGGUGGCCAUCCGCAGCGACAACGUCUACAUCUUCGCCUUCACCAAUGCCGGUGGGAAAUGGUUCAAGCUCACCAAGGGCAAAACGAGUGUCCUUCCGGACGCCACGCCGCUGGGCUUUGACGGCCACUACACCACACUCUGUCGGCGGCGCCACCAACUUGUCCACCUUGAAGCUUGGCAAGUACACCACAUCGGAAGCAGCCGGCGCCCUCUGGAACCACAAUAACAAGUCCUACGUCCAGGGACUUGUUCAGGGGGGGACG
This is a messenger RNA of Triticum dicoccoides, 589 nucleotides long. Its product is annotated as 60 kDa jasmonate-induced protein-like. The transcript is spliced from 2 exons. Gene Ontology annotation, molecular function: rRNA N-glycosylase activity. Bases 4 to 552 code for a protein of 182 amino acids. Lineage: Eukaryota; Viridiplantae; Streptophyta; Magnoliopsida; Poales; Poaceae. The record is from RefSeq and is a predicted model, not a curated record. Gene Ontology annotation, biological process: negative regulation of translation.